This is a messenger RNA of Bemisia tabaci, 288 nucleotides long. The record is from RefSeq and is a predicted model, not a curated record. Lineage: Eukaryota; Metazoa; Arthropoda; Insecta; Hemiptera; Aleyrodidae.
GUUUUACGCGGUGUGGCUGAAUAGUGACGGAGAAUCGAACGAAAAACGACCGUGCACCAUCUACUACUACCUCUCAGACGACCGGAUGGAAAUUCUUGAGGCGAGAGAAAUAAACAGCGGCAGAGAUCCGUUUCCGCGAGUGCUCAACCGAAUGAGAGUACCAAAAAACUGGGAGAUCCUGCCAGCCUCGAAUGCAAGCUCACCGGACGCAGCUGAUAUGGAAAAUGUAGAAUAUUUCGGCCCCCGAGACCUCCUAGUUGGAGAAACAUUGUGCAUACUGAGAAAACA